This is a messenger RNA of Trypanosoma conorhini, 702 nucleotides long. RefSeq lists its product as uncharacterized. The transcript has a single exon. The record is from RefSeq and is a predicted model, not a curated record. NCBI's taxonomy places the organism in Eukaryota, Euglenozoa, Kinetoplastea, Trypanosomatida, Trypanosomatidae. The coding region runs from base 1 to 702 and encodes 233 amino acids.
AUGCCCGGCAAGCGUCUUGUGAGGCAUGGGGCGCGGGGUUCGCAACAGGUGUACAGGAACAAGGUGAAGUUUGAUCCCUACCGCUACAAGUUAGAUGACCAGAAGCUUCCCCCGGGUGUGGUGGCGUUUUUCACUAGUUUGUGCUGCCGCCGCUGCUGCGAAAUCCUACAAUGGAAGGUGGACUACGGCAAGUACAUUCCUCUGGAACGUCAAAGGAAGUGCAACUGCUGUCAGGAAAGGACGGUGGCUAUUGCGUACCACCAUAUGUGCCAGAGGUGUGCAACGGAAACGACGCGCUGCGCCAAGUGCCAGAAGCGCCCAACGCUGGGGGAAUCAGUUACAGACGCCGAAAAGAGAGACAAUGACGCUAGUGUCGGGCGGGAAGCCAAAGCAGCGGUUGAAGAAGAGGAAGAGGAAGAGGAAGAGUAUCAGGUAGAAGAGGCCAUGUCAGCAGGCAUGCCAAAUGGUGAGGUGUCGAGUAAGUACGCCUUUCUGGAGCAGGAAGUCUCAGAUGAGGAGUUCAGGCCGCUGCGUGGAUUAGACAUACGACAGCUGAAGCAACGGAAGGCAGAAUUAGUAAAGCAGCAAGAAAAGGAGCGUGUUGGUCGCCUGCGCGAACGUGAGCGACGAACCGUGCUUCGACGAGCCGUACGAGACCCAGCAGCUGGACAGGAGGCGGAUGACAGCGACGAGGAAAUCUGA